ACAAGGUAUAAAUUCUUUUAUAAAAUAAAAUCAAAAAACGUCGGAAAACCAUAUUUCGAAAAUUUAAAAAGCUACGGUUAUACGAAACUCGUAUAUAUAUUAUUUUUAAAUAAAAUAACCAAUAUUUUACCUACGGUUCCGAAAAAAUUUAACAUUGGCCACCGUUUCCAAAAACACUGGUAA
Molecule: messenger RNA, 183 nt
Organism: Pyricularia pennisetigena
Lineage: Eukaryota; Fungi; Ascomycota; Sordariomycetes; Magnaporthales; Pyriculariaceae
Exons: 1
Source: RefSeq, a predicted model, not a curated record